Messenger RNA from Penicillium antarcticum, 717 nucleotides. Its product is annotated as uS17 family ribosomal protein. The transcript has a single exon. The coding region runs from base 1 to 717 and encodes 238 amino acids. Gene Ontology annotation, cellular component: ribosome. Gene Ontology annotation, molecular function: structural constituent of ribosome. The record is from RefSeq and is a predicted model, not a curated record. Gene Ontology annotation, biological process: translation. NCBI's taxonomy places the organism in Eukaryota, Fungi, Ascomycota, Eurotiomycetes, Eurotiales, Aspergillaceae.
AUGGCACCAAACCAUUUCCUCCGGGCCGCGAUGCCACUCCGAACAAUGACACCACUGUCCGUGACACGCCCAACCCUCCUCCAAACUCCCCAAAUCACAACUAUCACCCGCCAAAAGACAACCAGCACACAACCCAAACCGACAAACACCCCAGACACCCUAACCCUGCCACCCCGCCUGCGCGCCUACGCCUCAGUCCUGAAGACAGGCACAGUAGUCUCCGUCGGCCGAAUGGACCGCACCGUCCGCGUCUGCCACAGACACAACACCUACGACCGCCACAUCGGCAAGUACUACCCCAAGGAAACGAGCUACCUAGUCUCGGACCCGCGCAACAGCCUCCGCGACGGCGACGUAAUCGAGUUCUCGUCCGGCGCGCCGAAGAGCAAAAACGUCCACCACGUCGUCGAGCGCAUCAUCACACCGUUCGGUAGUGCUAUUUCUGAGCGGCCGGCUGUGAUGUCCCGCGCUGAGCGUGAUGCUGAGCGGGAGGCGCGCUGGGCCGAGAAGUAUGUACGACGCGAGGGGAGGGUUCUGGGUCGCGAGGUUAAUCUCAGGGCUGAGGCUUUGGAGAUGGCGGUUCAGAGGGGCGAGGCUGUUGAUGAGGCUGCUUUUGAGGGGCUGUCCACGGCUCAAUUGAUUCGCGAGUAUCACGGGGGCCAGGAGCGUGUUGGAAAGAUUAAGAAGCUUGUUAGAGAGAGGAUGGAGAUGGAGUAG